GUGUUUUUCGUUGUAAACCUGUGUUUUUCGUUGUUAACCUGUGGUUGCUGUUGUCAUAGUUUCCUUGAGACCAGGAUGUGGGUGAAGUUUUGGCUGAAACUGAGCAGAACGAAGACGACGUCAGCGCGGGAUGGAGCUCACCUCGCUCUGCCUCGUACUCACCGCCACGCUGAGCCUCCAUCCCGAUAAAACCCAGUUCUUCCGGUACGAGGACGUGUCUCUGAGCUGUUCGGCGCCGGGUAACUCCAGCGGGUGGACGCUGAGGAGAAACGGCUCCUCUGAGACCAAGCCCUGCGGGAGGGGCUGCCGCCUGGAGGACAUGUACCCGUCGGACUCCGGCGUGUACUGGUGCCAGUCGGACCGGGGGGGGUGCAGCAACGCCGUCAGCAUCACCGUGACCCCCGGCGAGGUGGUCCUGGAGAGUCCUGCUCUUCCGGUGAUGGAGGGAGACCGGGUGACGCUCCGCUGCUCCUACAGGAAGAGAUACAACGCGGACCCUACGUCCAACUUCAACGCCUCGUUCUUCAGAGACGGCGCGUUCAUCGGCUCCGGGCCCGCGGGACAGAUGGUCCUCCCAGCGGUGUCCAAAAGGGACGAAGGGUCCUACAGGUGUCAGCACCACCCCACGAAGGAAGAGUCCCCGCAGAGCUGGCUGGCCGUUGGGGGUGAGGGGGUGUUCUGUAUCUGCUCAGGUGUGUGUGUGUGUGUGUGUGUGUGUGUGUGUGUGUGUGUGUGUGUGUGUUAA
Messenger RNA from Etheostoma spectabile (orangethroat darter), 745 nucleotides. RefSeq names its product Fc receptor-like protein 5. Gene Ontology annotation, molecular function: transmembrane signaling receptor activity. Lineage: Eukaryota; Metazoa; Chordata; Actinopteri; Perciformes; Percidae. Gene Ontology annotation, biological process: cell surface receptor signaling pathway; immune response. The record is from RefSeq and is a predicted model, not a curated record. The transcript has 3 exons. Gene Ontology annotation, cellular component: external side of plasma membrane. The coding region runs from base 131 to 745 and encodes 204 amino acids.